This is a messenger RNA of Closterium sp. NIES-67, 829 nucleotides long. The record is from the annotation of a GenBank genome assembly. Lineage: Eukaryota; Viridiplantae; Streptophyta; Zygnematophyceae; Desmidiales; Closteriaceae.
CUUCUUCCAGAAGCAUCCUAACGCCAUCCGUCAUGUCACCUCGAUAGGCUGCAGAAAUAGUAUCCAUUCCGUUAGCACGCAACCCCCGUUGCUUGGUUGACUUACUUGUCUCUGUCACCUUCGUGUUGUCCCUUGUUAUCCCGCGGUACGCACUUGUUGUUGUGUCUUAGACUGAGAGGCGUGUUUGCGUACUUGUUAGAAGCUAUGAUUGAAGUGGUGCUCAACGACCGGUUAGGGAAGAAGAUACGCGUGAAGUGUAACGAGGAUGACACUAUCGGGGACCUGAAGAAGCUGGUCGCGGCGCAGACGGGCACGCGGCCGGAGAAGAUUCGGAUUCAGAAGUGGUACAACAUCUAUAAGGACCACAUCACGCUCGGCGACUAUGAGAUUCACGACGGCAUGGGUCUCGAGCUGUACUACAACUAAUUGAAGCGAUGGCGAUGAAGCUGCGCGACAUGGGGCUCGAGCUGUAUAACAACUAGUCGCCUCUUGUUUCGCCGCGCGAUUCGUUUUAACGAAGCAGUUCCGUCGUUCUGCUGCUGACCGGCGAUUUAGGUUUUCGCCACGCUGCGGCUUCCAUGGUUCGAAGUUGUAUAUUUGCACUAGAAAGGUGCCAGCCACGUCGUUCCUUAACGGGUUUUCAGUGCUGCGUUUCUUCGGAAUGAGGUGCUGGCGUUUCUAUGGCUGCCUUCGCUGCACGUUUCUUGCUUUAGUACCUUUUUUUAUGAGGAAGCGCUAUUCCUUGCUGCUGGGAUCCUUUUUUGCUCCAUCUCACCACAUGCAUUCACGUGAACAGUACCAGAUCACUACUCAAGGAACCCUCUAUUGA